Messenger RNA from Dracunculus medinensis (Guinea worm), 921 nucleotides. The record is from the annotation of a GenBank genome assembly. Lineage: Eukaryota; Metazoa; Nematoda; Chromadorea; Rhabditida; Dracunculidae.
AUGUUUUCAAAUCAUCACUUAAUAAAUCCUAAAAGAUGUACAAAAAAAUGGCCGAAUGCUAUUCGCAAAAUUCGUCGUGCGACGAUUACGUUAAAUUAUGGUUUGCUACCUAGACUUCCACCAUUUAGUUGUAACAAAUGUGGAUUUGCUAGUUACGAUUAUAAAAAUCUCGAUUCACAUAACUGUCAUAAAAAAGCUAUGCUUGAAUAUCAAACUGUCGGAAAAAAACUGAUAUGGUCCAAUAGAACAUUUUCGGAUGAAGAACCAUUUCAAAUGGGUUUUCGAAGCAAAUGCAAGGAUGCUUUGGCUUUCCUUGAACGUGUGCCUAAUCCACAGAAUUAUAAAUUGCCAGAAACCAAUAUUCUUGAUGCAGAGUCUUGCGCACCACAGUAUUAUGAAAUUCCUGUUCUAAAUGAUGGAGAGGAAAAAAAAGGAAACGAUGAGGCAAGUGUGAGUUAUGUAGAGCCGCCAACUUUCAUUCCAACACAUCUCGCCUUCUUACAAUCAUUAUCAGUGAAAAGACCUUAUCCCGAUACCGUAGAUCGAUUUACCACGACGGUGUAUUGCCGCGACUGUAAAAUUCUUUAUUAUGGCGAAGAUAAGUAUGAAGAACAUUUUAAAAAUGGGUCUCCAUGCAGUGAAUUUCCUCGUUCAACUCCCGUUUUCAUUGAAGCUAGAAGUGAUGGUAAUAUGCCAGCCGAGCAUGAAUAUGGCCGACGAAUAAGUAAAUUUACUGCAUCAACUUCAUUAGCGAUGACUUGUAAACUCUGUUUUGUGAAAUCUUCAGCGUUCCCUUCAAUUAGAGAUUUUCAUCAACAUCUUCUAGAAUGUUGCUACAAAUUAAAACGAAAAAUUCUACAGCAAAAUCACGUAAAAGAAUCGAACUUUAACAGAUGGUUUCCUCACGCAGAAAAUGAUUAA